AUGGCAGCGGGGUCGCCUUCGCCAGAGUUCCUAGCCGAGACGAAUGAUCCAGGCCUGGACCAGCGAGUCAGCAUUGCGUUUAUCGUAAUUGAUACAUUUUUUCUGGCGGUGUUCUAUGUGAGUCGGUACUACAACCCCAAGGCGGUGGGGCUGCCGAUGCUGGUGUGUAACACACUGUGCUAUGUGUUAUGUCUGGGGAGCGCUGUGACGGGGAUUUUAAUGACCCAAAUCGGUGGCGUAGGAUACCAUGUCGCGGCUGUGCCAGUAACAACAUUCCAAACAUGGCUGAAGUUGUCCAAGGUCCUCGAAUUUACCUACACACCAGCAGUUAUGUUCGCCAAACUUGCCGCUCUCUUCCUCUACUACCAAGUCUUUGAGGUCACAAGCUACCGUCGCGCCAUCAUUGGCAUCGGCGUGAUCAUCAUCCUUCAAGGCGUAAUAUCCUUCAUCUUGGCAUUCUCGAUUUGUAGACCAUUCCGAUACUUUUGGACGCAGGCAGUAGAUCCAGGCGAUGGAACUUGUGGAGAUGUAAUGCUCUUCUACAAGAGCUACAGCAUUCCGAGUCUGGUCACGGACGUGAUGAUGCUGAUACUCCCGUGGCCGCUUCUGAUCAAACUUCGAAUGCCUCUGUCGGAGAAGAUUGGUCUUUUCCUUACCUUUCUGGCUGCUUCAAUGGGUAUCAUUACCUGUGCCCUCCGCUUCAGUGUCUUCUUUACGACCCCUCUCUUCUCAGACGCAACAUGGUACGCCUCCGGUGGGCCCAUGAUCUACGCCCUCGUCGAACCCUCCAUCUACAUGAUCGCCAGUAUUCUACCCACCACACGCCAUCUCUACCGACGAAUCCACCGAAGAGCGCGAGAGCUACGAAGCUCAGGACACGAUAGCGAACCGAAGCAUAGCAAUCCAGGGGCGCAACUCGAGCGGAUGGAGCCCGGCGACGCCGACGAGCGAGGACAUGCUCAGCAUGUGGACCCUCGGCAGACGCAAACAACAACGACUUCAAGUCAGGAAGAACUGACGUCUGGAGGAUGGCAACAAAAACGACAGGCGUGGAAACAAAGGAGACCGGAGAAGAAAGUGGAUAAGAUCGAGAAGAAGGAAAAGCCUGCUAAGAGUGGUGGAUUCAAGGGACAUGAUGUAUCAACUAUGGAUUCUUCGGGGUCUUGA
Parastagonospora nodorum SN15 is the source of this 1167-nucleotide messenger RNA. RefSeq lists its product as hypothetical. Lineage: Eukaryota; Fungi; Ascomycota; Dothideomycetes; Pleosporales; Phaeosphaeriaceae. The coding region runs from base 1 to 1167 and encodes 388 amino acids. The transcript is spliced from 3 exons. The record is from RefSeq and is a predicted model, not a curated record.